AAAGGCUGUGGCCGUUUAUCGCUGUUAAAGCCGUUGUGUGUUCUUCCCGUGAGCAGCACUGAGCGAUCUGCGGCAAAAAGCAGGGUUUACAAUGAACCGGAUCAGGAUCCACGUGCUGCCCUCCAGCAGGGGCAGGGUGCCGCAGCCUCCCCGCCUUCAGGAGCAGAUGAGCUGCGCUUACGUCCUUCGCCCGUGCCCCCAGCCCAGACUGGAGGGUCAGGAGUUCUGCAUCAAACACAUCCUGGAGGACAAGAGCGCACCGUAUAAGCAGUGCAGUUAUGUGUCCUCCAAGAACGGCAAGCGCUGUCCCAACGCAGCCCCAAAGAUGGAGAGGAAGGAUGGUGUGGCUUUUUGCGCUGAGCAUGCGCGGAGGAACGCUCUGGCUCUCAGGGCUCAGAUGAAGAAGGCAUGUUCAGGGCCAUCUGCUGAAGCUCUUCUGUCUCAGCUCAGCGGAUACCACCGCACAGAUGCCCACAGCCUAGACGGACGUUCCGAGGCCAGCCGUAUCUUAGAAGAGGACAGUCUGAGUGAGGAAGAGCAGAAUCCUCUGGGACUGGACCAGACAUGGAGAGGGGAACCAGACAGUGAGGCCGAGAGCAAUGACAGCGAACACGAAGACCCUCUCAAACAUGCCGGAGUGUACACGGCUGAGGAGGUGGCUCUCAUCACUCGGGACAAACUGAUCCGGCUUCAGUCUCUUUACAUCGAUCAAUUCAAACGUCUCCAGCACCUGCUCAAAGAGAAGAAACGCCGCUACCUGCACCAACGGAAAGUGGAGCAUGAAACACUUGGGAGCAGCCUGCUGACCGGGCCUGAGGGUCUGUCUCUGAAGGAGCGCGAGAACCUGAAGAAACUCAAAGCUCUGCGUCGCUACCGCCGACGGUACGGCACCGAGGCCCUGCUCCACCGACAGCUGAGGGAGAGGAGACAGGCGCUAACAGACGGAGCUCCUCAGCCUUAUGUUAGAACCGUGACUGAGAAGUGUGUUGCGUUCAUAGACGGGGGGCGCUGUUCUAACCCCUGUCUCCCCAUGACUCGACACUGCCUCACUCACAUCCAUCAGGACAGCAGUCAGGUUCUGUUCAGACUUUGCCCUGGUUUAAAGGACUUACCCUGUGACCGCACCGUCCACAUGGGGCAGUCUGAGGAGCCACGCUGCCCCCUCCACCUACCCCUACCCCCUCCGCUCUAUCAGCCCGACGCACAACUGCCCCCCGCAACCGACCCGCCCUCCACCCGAGACCUGUACCUGAGCGCCGCGGAGCUACAGCCCACAGAGAGCCUGCCUCUGGAGUUCAGUGAUGACCUGGACGUAGAGGGAGAUGGGAUGCAGUGCCCCCCCUCCCCUCUGCAGUUCGACACGGCUCUGGCUCUGGAGGACCAGACGAUCAGAGCCAUCGCCGAGGCUCCCAUGGACAUCCUCACAGGAGAGACCCCCGACGAGCUGGAGGGGUCCGGACUCAGCGAGAGAGACGUCGACUCUAUCAUCGAUGACCAGGUGGUGUCGGAUGUGAUCAGAGCUGAGGAGGAGGCUACAGAUAACUCUCACCAAGAUCUGGACAGCUCCACUUUAGAGGCACCAAGAUGAACCGUCCCACUACAAAACCACAUUCAGACAUUUACACUAACCCUCUGUGACUCUAACAGACUUCUCUACAGACUGGUCCUCAUUUUUAUUCACGUCAAAGGGAAUUUUACUUCAGAACAUGGAGUAAUGCCACAGUUAUGGUUGGUCUAAUUCAAGUUACAUUGGUUUAAAAUGUAAAAUACUUGAAUGGUCCAACAUGUUAUUUGGUUGUUCAUUAUAAACUACAUUCCUUCAAAAACUAAAGCGGUUUCAUUGUGUGUUUGCUUAUUCCAUCGGUGCCAUGUUCGAAUUUUGUGUUAUCUUUUGGACAUCUUAAAACCAUCCAAGUACUUAAAGUUAACUGCUACGUUUGACCCAUAUGUGGAACAUGGUUAGAUUUAAAUAUGGCUCAUGUUUUGGCCUGGGUUAUGGUUAAUAUCUCUGUAAUUACUGCACAUAUCCACAUGAAACACAAACUGGCACAAAGUUCUACAUCUGUCUGCCCAAAUGAACUGUUUUACUGAUUUGGAAAAACAAAAAGUGGCAUGAAAGACUGGUUCUGGUUGGCAUGGUUACACAACUCAUCAGUUAUAAAAAGAUCAAUGCGGUUUUUGUUUUUUUUGCAUAUUUCCUUAGAA
This is a messenger RNA of Periophthalmus magnuspinnatus, 2205 nucleotides long. RefSeq names its product KAT8 regulatory NSL complex subunit 2 (gene kansl2). Gene Ontology annotation, cellular component: NSL complex. NCBI's taxonomy places the organism in Eukaryota, Metazoa, Chordata, Actinopteri, Gobiiformes, Gobiidae. The transcript is spliced from 10 exons. The record is from RefSeq and is a predicted model, not a curated record. The coding region runs from base 92 to 1588 and encodes 498 amino acids.